AUGUCAUCUCCAGUUUGGCUCAUCACGGGUGCAUCCAAUGGCUUUGGCCUUGCAAUGUGCCUUCAUGUGCUACGUUCGGGCCAUCGUGUAAUCGGCUCUGUCCGCAGUAAGACAAAAGCCGCCGCUGCAGUGGAGCAGAUCGAGAGAGCUGGAGGCUUGGUGACGGAGUUAGACAUGACUGAGUCCCAGGCGAGCAUUGCGAGCAAAAUCCAUGCUCUUGGUCGCAUUGACUAUCUGAUCAACGUUGCUGGCUACUCGAUCCUGGCCGCCUGUGAAGAAAUCACCGACGAAGAAGCAACUCUACAAAUGACGACAAACUUCUUCGGCCCACUGUAUACUAUGCAGGCUGUCCUUCCUGUGAUGCGCGCCCAGGAGUCCGGGACUAUUGUCAACAUCUCCAGCGGUGCCGCUCGGGAUCCCCUACCGGCGUGCUCUUUAUACAGUGCUUCAAAGGCCGCGCUAGAGGCUGCCUCCGAAGCGCUUGCCAAGGAGGUGGCGCCUCACAACAUCCAGGUGCUGAUUGUCGAGCCCGGCAACUUCCGCACAAAUUUUGUCGACGCGUUGGCCAACGCAAGUCCCGACCCUGCCGCCGUUCCUCCUUACUAUGAUGACCCCGUGGGCAUAGUUAUGCGCAAGUUCCUGACUGUCCAUGGAAAACAGCCUGGCGAUCCCCAGAAGGGAGUAGAGCGCAUCUUCGAGGCAGUCACGGGCACUGGAAUGGCCGGUCCCUUGAUGGGCAAGGUCACUCGACUGGUGCUGGGGAGCGAUGCAUAUGCGCGCAUGCAGAAGAGUUGUGAAAGAUUCGCCAACGAUUUGAGCUUGCAGGGGGAGGUUGCGCACAGCACUAAUUAUGAUUAA
Molecule: messenger RNA, 858 nt
Organism: Penicillium oxalicum
Lineage: Eukaryota; Fungi; Ascomycota; Eurotiomycetes; Eurotiales; Aspergillaceae
Product: Oxidoreductase claN
Exons: 3
Coding region: 1-858 (285 amino acids)
Source: RefSeq, a predicted model, not a curated record